Messenger RNA from Liolophura sinensis, 3202 nucleotides. RefSeq names its product translocon-associated protein subunit alpha-like. Bases 107 to 1012 code for a protein of 301 amino acids. The record is from RefSeq and is a predicted model, not a curated record. Lineage: Eukaryota; Metazoa; Mollusca; Polyplacophora; Chitonida; Chitonidae. Gene Ontology annotation, cellular component: endoplasmic reticulum; endoplasmic reticulum membrane. The transcript has 9 exons.
UGUCUCUUCCGGUCUGCUUCCAUCGUGGACGUAGACUGUGUCUGGAUUAUCCCAGAAAUAUCUUGGUUCAUCGUCACAUCUGUCAGGGGAAAGACAAAUUUUAACCAUGACAAGAUUCUUAGGAAAGUUUCUACUUCUUUUGCUGCUUAUAUUGCCUACAACAGUUCUUCUUGUCGGACAAGGCAGCAGUGUCGUUGCCCAUGCUGAGGAUGCAGGGGGUGAUGCUGUAGAGGGAGAGGAGGAUGAGGCCACAGUGGAGACAGAUGAGGGGCCAGCAGGAGGGAUGGAGCAGGAAGCAGCUGUUACUGAAACGGGAGAAGAGGCUGAAGAAGAGGAUGAGGAAGAUGAAAGAGCCUUGAAGCCAUCUCCUAACGCUGACACUCAACUCCUCUUUACCAAACCUACAGGAACAGAUUUACCAGCUGGAGGUAUAGUUCGUCUCUUGGUUGGAUUCACCAACACUGGUGACAAGGACUUCAUUGUGGAGACCAUGGAUGCUGCUUUUAGAUAUCCACAAGACUACAGCUUUUAUAUCCAAAAUUUCACAGUUGUGAAGUACAACACAGUGGUUGAACCAAAACGACAGGCCACAUUUGAGUAUGUGUUUUCCCCAAGUGAAGCUUUCCAUUCCAGACCAUUUGGCUUAACAGUGAAUUUGAACUACAAAGAUAGUGAAGGACAACAGUUUCAGAGUGCAGUAUUUAACGAGACAAUCAAUGUUGUAGAGUUGGAGGAUGGACUGGAUGGAGAAACGUUUUUCCUCUAUGUAUUUUUGGCUGCUGUGGGUGUGCUUCUGUUGGUUGGAGCUCAACAACUUUUGGCUACGUAUGGGAAAAAAAGGCUCUCUCGACCCAAGGCACCAGUUGAAAUGGGAACCCAGAACAGUGAUGUUGAUUACGAUUGGCUCCCAGAAGAAACAUUACAAGAGAUCAAGCGAUCUCCAGGAAGAUCUCCCAAGCAGUCUCCGAGGCAACGCCGGAGUAAAAGACAACAAGGCUCAGCUGAAGACUAAGAUGGAGAUGGAAAUUAAAGCUGACACAUCUCUUAGCUGUUCCAUAGAAACCAUUUUUGAAAGUAGUUACCAGCUACUUUUUUGGAAGAAACCAGUUUUUCACAAAAUUUUGAGAAAAAGAAAUAUUUUAACCUUGCAUCAUUUCAUUUGAUGGGGCCCCAAGGCAGCAAAUUGUGAGAACUAGCAUUUUCCACAGGUUUUAUUAACACAGCUCAGACACUGUCAGAAGGCAGCGCUCAGAAUUGUUCCUUUGCAAAAGUGGUUUGGUUUGUUAAGUUCAUUUAUGAAACAUUGAUAGUUUAAAGAGGUUAUGAGAGAAUUCCCAACACACUGGAACUAUAGAUUAUUAUGGGAAAAACAAUCACCAACCAAAUAAGGAAGGAAAUAAAAAGCAGCUACGAAUUGCUAAUGAUACUAGUGCUUCAUUGUGAAUCCCACCUCAGCACAGUGUAAUCUCUACUGAUGAAAUGGAGCUGGAAACCCGUGCAACAACUAGUGUGAGAUCCUGGUAUACCAUUCUGCAGAUCUACACCUGUAGUCCAGCAUAGUUCUUCAGUUUGUUUGUCUUGGGGCCCUAUCUAUUACACAUUCGCCUUACUGUAGAUGGCAAAUACUGGCUUAAUCACUCAAGUAAAAUGAUAUCAACCUAUAGAACUGAGCAGUUCUGUGUAAUUCAGUCACCAGUAUUUCCUCAUGUCAAGACAUUUUUUCUAUACAUAGUACUUAUAAGCUCAAACUGUAAACAUGUAGUACAAACAGUUCACAAGUUACAUAGUUCUUGGAUAAUAUUGGGUGCUGGGAAGAAGUAGAAAAGGUUAAAAUUCUGGUAGUGAGCGUGUUUGAUAUGAAAGAAAUAUUUCACAUUCUCAAAACUUUUUGUAUCUUAUGCACUUCACAAUGGGGAAAAAACACACAAGAUGUAAAGAUGCAAGCUUAUUUCCAUGCAGAUUAAAAAAGAUGACGGCAUAACAAUAAUCGUGUAUCAAUGUCCUUUGUAAGUCCUUUCGCGUAUAUGUAAAGUAUUGUGUAUAUAUAUAUAUAUAUAUAUAUAUUAGAGAUGUAUGAAAACAAAUGGCAAUGGGUGAAAGUUCAGAAUUAUUCUUACUGCAUUUGUACCCGUUAUUAUUUGUGAAGUGAAUGGGAAUCUUCUCUUCACCACUUUGAAUAUUACACAUAUUUCAAAGCGCAGAAAAGCAAGUCAAGUAUUUGUUUUUAAUAUUCAAUGAAAUUGUCUUUAACUAAUGGUGUGUACCUUUUGAGUUCUCAUUGAUCUAAAUAAUUAUACCCCAGCCGCUGUUCCUCAUUGAUGUGAUCGAGGUGUAGUGUCUGAUAAUGCUAGGCAGUGGCUAUAUUAAAGCGAUAUACUAUGGUAGACAUAACGCUAUGUUUGAUCAUCUAGUCUCGAUAAAUACACGAACACAUUGUACAAGCAUUUUGUGGUUAAUCAGUUGUGAUUAUAUUGUACGCUAGGCUUUGUACAACUUUUGAAAUAUGAAACCUAGAAAUCACUUUUACAUGAUUAUACAUGUUAAUUACACCUAUAUUUUAAUAUAUAAGCACUUCUGUGUGCAAGUGACAUUCUGCAUUCAUUCUGGGAUGAUCAGAACAAUAUGCUACAAUACUUAUACCAGCAUACUGUAUUUUAGUCAUUCGUACAUCUGUAAUGUGAUCUAUGAUUUUUGAAUGGCAGAUAGUCUGCUAUAGCCAAAUCCAUGCUGAAAUUGAGAGUUCAAGGUCUGAUAAUGCUGUUUGUCAUUGCUCCAGUAUAAUUAUUCUACAUGUAUAUUUGAUCAGUUGUGCAAGAAUGAUCACUCUAAUAUCAUGUCUGGUCACUUUAACUCAGCAGAUGUGUGCAAAAGGCAGGAAAAAAAACUGAAGAACCAAUGUUUAUCUUUGAUCGAACUCCUGACUCGCGAAGUUGUUGGAUGUUGCGACAUAAUAUGUGUAGUAAUAUGCAAAAAAAAAAAAAAAUUACCGGCAUUCUGUUGUGAGAUCUGCGAGAAACAGUGCAAAUUUGCUGCACUCUUUUGCAAGAUCUGUGAGAAAAACAGUGUAACAUUCCAUGGUAAAUGUGUGUUAAAUGUAUCGUCCAGGAUUGUUUACAUUGGCUAUUGCCUGACUCAUUGUUGAAUCCACGGAAUUUACAUGUUACCUGGUACCAGAUAAAAAAAAUAAAAUGGUCUUGAUAUA